AUGGAGGCGCCUAUCUCAUCCCUCGCCUCCCCAGCAUGGGGUCUCACAAGCUCCCUUCACAACUCCAUCACAAAGCUCGCUCUUCGACUAGUCUUCCUCGCACUUCCCUUCUACGCUCUCUACCUCCUAACCCUCGACUACCGCGCCUUCAAAGCCCUCGGCCCCGGCGGAACCCCCUCCACGCCCUUAGGCUACCUCAAAAUCAAACUCCUCUCCCUCAUCGCCCUCCGCAACGUCCACGCCCCGGCCCCGAUCCCCUCCCACUUCCGCCCGCAGACAGGCUACCUGAAACAGCUGCCCCCACGCGUUGGAACCCGUCCGACGAUCCGUGGCAUCGCGCCCCAGCGGCAAAUGGACCAGAAAUCCAGCCUCCCGAUCUACCUGCGACUGUCAACAGCUAUGCGGGAGCUAACCACGCACCCGAAGAACGCCCUCGUUGAGAAGACGAGCUGUUUCGAGAAACACAGCGCGGGCCUCUUCGCCAUAACCCCCAUUACGCGAACAUGCGGGGGCGAGGUAUGUCACGCGCAUCCCAGCGACGGAAGUCUGCAUAUGACGCUCCACCCCGCGGACGCCAAACUGGUCAUCGAGAACGGGUGGGGCGAGAGGCACCCAUUGGCGAAGGGGGGGUGGAUGCGGCGGUUUGUGCCGAAGGAGUUUAUCAUGAUAUAUGCGCCGCGGGAGGAGGCGGAGGUGGCGCUGGUGAUGGAGAUUGUGUGUGCGGCGGCGUGGUGGGUGAGUGGGGUCGUUGUGGGAGCGGAGACGGGAAUGGGGGUGAAGGAGGAGCGGUUGAGGGAUGUGGAGGUCGAUGCCGAGGCGCAGGCGGCGUGUUGGGGGUGUCGGAGGCGGUUGUGUCAGACGGCAGAGGUUGAUCAGAUGGUUGGGAAUGCGUAA
Messenger RNA from Mytilinidion resinicola, 894 nucleotides. RefSeq lists its product as uncharacterized. The coding region runs from base 1 to 894 and encodes 297 amino acids. Lineage: Eukaryota; Fungi; Ascomycota; Dothideomycetes; Mytilinidiales; Mytilinidiaceae. The transcript has a single exon. The record is from RefSeq and is a predicted model, not a curated record.